AUGGCUUCCGAACGAGCCGUGACUCAAUUACAAGGCGUCCAACCUUUUGCUUUGGGCUUCUCGCUUCUAUUGUCGUACAUCAUCGGGACUGUAAUCUACAGGCUAUACUUUCAUCCCCUCGCUAAAUACCCAGGUCCGACAUUGGCAAAGAUAUCUUCGUUUCCAUCAUGGUGGCAUACAAGGAAGCAGAGUAGACAUUUAUGGAUGCUCAGGUUACAAGACCAAUAUGGUCCCGAGUUUCGAUACCAGCCCAAUGCCGUAUGCAUCAAUACCCCGGAUGGCCAACGGCAAAUCUAUGGCCAUCGAGGGAACGUGAGGAAAGGCGACUCCUACGUUAUAUGGAGGCGUACCAUUGACGCAUUGAAUACUUGGAAUUCGACUUCCAAUGAGAUCCAUGCUCGCAAACGGCGAGUGUUGAACUAUGCCUUCUCCGAGUCCGCUAUUCGUACUGCAGAACCCUUCAUUCACACCAAUAUAGAUCGGUGGAUCGAACUUCUCGGUCAACACCAGAGAGAGGGUAGCGAAUGGAGUGACUCAAUUGACAUGUCGCCGCAGACGUCUCACUUGGUAUUUGACAUUCUUGGGGAUCUUUGCUUUGGCAAAUGCUUCGAUAUGAAGGAACCUGGAAGUGAUCUGAAAAGUGUGCCCGAAACACUGACAGGUUAUAUCAAGGCACUGGCACCUACUGCUUGGGCGCCAUGGAUCUCCAUCUGGAUAUGGCUCAAGCCUAGAGGCCUGGACAAGCUAUUAGCACGGGCCGCUCCUGUUGAUGUUAGGUCAUGGUAUCAAUUCGUCGCUAGCUGCCAGAAGGCUCGUACACAGCAACAAAUCGAGUAUGAGAAGGCACCGAGAUCUGAUGGGCGAAAAGACUUUUUCCACUAUCUCUGGCAAGCUAAAGACCCAGAGACAGGAGUUGGCUAUUCGCUCCCAGAACUGGAAGCCGAGAUUGGCCUCUUGAUAGUUGCGGGAUCAGAUACGACAGCUACCGUCUUGUCAGCCCUCUUCUUCUACCUCACCCGCAAUCCCAGUGUGCAGGAGAAACUCGCCAAGGAGAUUUUGAAUGUGUUUGCCAACUACGAUGAUAUCAAAGGCGGGAACAUACUCAAAUCAUGUCGCUAUCUUACUGCCUUCAUACAAGAAGGCAUGCGCAUGGCCCCUCCCUUCAGCGCGACUCCAAGCCGCCAAGUCCUUGAUGGCGGCAUCACAGUCAACAACAAAUACCUCCCCAAAGGUACCCUCGUCAGCACCGCCAUCUGGGCCGCACAAUACAAUCCCGCCUCCUACUCCGAACCCUUCGCCUUUCGCCCAGAACGCUGGAUCGUUGGCGAAGCAGGCUCAACCGAGGAAAGCGUUGCGCUAGCCGAAAGCGCCUUCUGCGCUUUCUCGUCAGGUCCCCGUGGCUGCGUAGGCAAAAACAUAGCGUGGCUGGAGAUGCGGAUUGUGAUUGCAAAAUUCAUCUGGACCUAUGAGGUUAUGAAGGAUCCGGAGAGUAACCUCGGUGGUGGCAGCAAGGACGGUGAAUGGGGACGCACAAGAGAGGAUCAGUAUCAAUUGUGGGAUAUGUCCGUUGCGCAUCGUGUAGGACCCAAGGUACUAUUGAAGAAGCGGGAACAUUAG
Messenger RNA from Pyrenophora tritici-repentis Pt-1C-BFP, 1617 nucleotides. NCBI's taxonomy places the organism in Eukaryota, Fungi, Ascomycota, Dothideomycetes, Pleosporales, Pleosporaceae. The record is from RefSeq and is a predicted model, not a curated record.